CUUAUGAGUGUAUGGGCGACUGUGGUGACUUCUCCUCCUACAUCAGCCGCUGUCACUCUUGCAGAGUGGAGAGUGGAUGUUGGAUGAUGUAUGAUCAUCCCAACUACAUGGGAAACCAGUAUUUCUUUAGGAGGGGAGACUAUGCUGAUUACAUGUCCAUGUUUGGAAUGAACAACUGCAUCAGGUCCUGCCGUAUGAUCCCUAUGUACAGGGGAUCCUACAGAAUGAGGAUCUACGAGAGGGAGAACUUCAUGGGCCAGAUGUAUGAGAUGAUGGAUGACUGUGACAACAUCAUGGACCGUUAUCGCAUGUCUCACUGCCAGUCCUGUCAUGUGAUGGACGGCCACUGGCUCUUCUAUGAGCAGCCCCACUACAGAGGCAGGAUGUGGUCAGGCCUGGAGAGUACAGGAGCUUCAGUAAUAUGGGUGGCAUGAGAUUCAUGAGCAUGAGGCAUAUCAUGGACUCCUGGUACUAGU
Molecule: messenger RNA, 476 nt
Organism: Sinocyclocheilus rhinocerous
Lineage: Eukaryota; Metazoa; Chordata; Actinopteri; Cypriniformes; Cyprinidae
Product: gamma-crystallin M2-like
Exons: 2
Coding region: 12-434 (140 amino acids)
Biological process (GO): visual perception; lens development in camera-type eye
Molecular function (GO): structural constituent of eye lens
Source: RefSeq, a predicted model, not a curated record